Zymoseptoria tritici IPO323 is the source of this 1387-nucleotide messenger RNA. It is a transcript of the gene HSP, whose product is annotated as DNA J-class molecular chaperone. Gene Ontology annotation, biological process: protein refolding. Gene Ontology annotation, cellular component: cytoplasm. NCBI's taxonomy places the organism in Eukaryota, Fungi, Ascomycota, Dothideomycetes, Mycosphaerellales, Mycosphaerellaceae. Bases 110 to 1387 code for a protein of 425 amino acids. Gene Ontology annotation, molecular function: Hsp70 protein binding. The transcript has a single exon. The record is from RefSeq and is a predicted model, not a curated record.
CAUGAGUCGUCAAUCAUAGACCCUCCCUUCACCACCAGCACCGGACAUGCGCCAAUAGAUCCGCCCACCCAUUCCCACUCACUCAUUCCACCACUCCUUCACCACCGCCAUGCUCCUCUUCUCCGUCCUGGCACUCGUCUGCCUCCUCCCCCUCCUCGCCCUCGCCGCCGAAGACUACUACACCCUCCUCGGCGUCGACAAAUCCGCGUCCGAACGCGACCUCAAAAAGUCCUACCGCCGCCUGUCCAAAAAAUACCACCCGGACAAAAACCCCAACAAUGAAACCGCCGCCAAAAAAUUCGUCGAAGUCUCCGAGGCCUACGAAACUCUCUCGGAUAAAGAACUCCGCCGGAUUUAUGACGCCCAUGGCGCGGAGGGCGUUAAACAACAUAAAGAGCGGGGAGCGGGGGGUGGAGGUGGUCGUAACCCGUUCGACAUGUUUAGUCAAUUCUUCGGUGGGGGUGGACAUUUCCAUGGUUCUGGACAGCGUCGAGGACCGAAUAUGGAGUUGCGGGUGGACACGCCGUUGAGGGACUUUUACACGGGCGCGGAUCAUGAGUUUUCGGUGGAGAAGCAGGUCAUCUGUGAGAAGUGCGAGGGUUCCGGCUCGGCGGACGGAGAGCGCGAUACGUGUGGGAAAUGUCGAGGGCAAGGGAUGGUUAUUCAGAAACAGCAGCUCAUGCCGGGGAUUUACCAGCAAGUGCAGAUGCAGUGCGAUGCGUGUGGUGGGAAGGGAAGCACGGUGAGACAUAAGUGUCCGCACUGUCAUGGUGAGAGGGUGUUGAGGUCGCAAGAGCAGUUUGACCUUUCGGUGGAGAAGGGGAUGCCCAGAGGGGCGCGGGUGGCGUAUGAGAAUGAGGGAGAUGAGAGUCCCGACUGGGCGGCGGGAGACUUGCUGGUUUCGAUCCAUGAGCAGACGCCGAAAGUCGCGGACGAUGAGAAGCAUAGGACAGAUGGGACAUUCUUCCGUCGGAAAGAUCGGAAUCUUUUUUGGAGAGAGGUUCUCUCACUACGGGAAGCGUGGAUGGGCGACUGGACGAGGAAUCUCACCCAUCUCGACGGUCAUGUGGUGCAGCUAUCGCGAAAGCAGGGCGAAGUCGUGCAGCCUGGGACGGUGGACGUGAUUCCUGGCGAAGGAAUGCCAGUGUGGAAAGGAGGCGGCGAGCAGUAUGAAGAACGAGCGAGGGCGUCGGGAGCAGUCGAGAAGGACGACGGAUAUCUGUACGGCGCGCUGCAUGUGGAGUAUGUGGUGGUCCUGCCGGAUCAGAUGGAUAGCGGCAUGGAGAAGGAGUUUCGGAGUACGUGGGACAAGUGGCGGAAGAAGAGCGGCGUGGACCUUCAUAAAGAUAGUGGACGACCGGCGCCGGUGAUGCAUGAUGAGUUGUAG